Messenger RNA from Gossypium raimondii (Peruvian cotton), 782 nucleotides. RefSeq lists its product as uncharacterized. Bases 196 to 573 code for a protein of 125 amino acids. Lineage: Eukaryota; Viridiplantae; Streptophyta; Magnoliopsida; Malvales; Malvaceae. The record is from RefSeq and is a predicted model, not a curated record. The transcript is spliced from 2 exons.
CCUAAAAGCCCUGCUCCAAAGGUCAGUCCCUCGUCCUUUCACUUCUCCGAAACCCUGAUUUUUUUUUUCUUUCAAGUUGUAUCUUUUUCUUCUGGAAUCAAAUCUCUAGGAUUAGCGGAAGCGUCGAGUAUCUAUUCUUUGUAAUUUGAAGAGGACAUAGGGAAAGAAGAAAGGAGUUGCUUACUGCAAUUUGUGAUGGUAGAAGUUUGGUGGUCCCUUCUUGGGGCUGCCAUCCCUGCAGUUAUUGCAGGGCAAGCUUUUAGAAUGAAGAAAAGGCAUGCUGAAGAUCAGAAAGUUAAGAGUGCCAGAGGAAGGGAGAAGACUGCAGAUGAUGUUUUUGUUUGUGAGAGAGUCUGCACUUCAAAGAGAAUGCUGAAAAAGGUUGGGGCAUUUUCAAAAGAUCCAAUUCGUGACACUUGUGUAACUGUCUGUGGUGUGUCUGAGCUCGAUGCAUGCUCCGAUGCUUGUGCUCGUACUGUUUGCGUCAACCAACAUCAGGUACCCAACUGGAAUGACAUUUGCCUUCGAAGGUGUCAGAGUGAAUGCCUUAGACUCUCUGCUUCGAAUUCUUAGUGUUUUUUCCUCUUAGAUUUCGAACAUCAAUAUAUGUAGAAUAUAGUGCUUUAAUUACAGUGACUGCUAUCUUGGUCCCAGUAGUUGGCCUCAAAGUAGUGAUCCUACGCAGGCAAUUUUAUGUUGAAUAUUAUGGGUGAUUGUCAGAAUGGAAUUUUUUUCUUUGCAAUAAUAUUUUGGCUGAUCCUUAGCAGUCAAUUUCAAUCUUA